AUCCACAAUGGCCUCAGCUAUUGGCUCUCCUGCUGUGGCGUUAGGUUCUAUUGGAGUAAUAUGGAGACAUGUCCCCACUUGUUUUUCACACCACACAGUGCCAUCUUUUGAGGUCUCUGUCAGCUCACUCUCCAACCGAGCUCUCUUUUUUGGUAGAGUCGACUCCUCAUCUGCAAGAGAAACAAUUUUAAAUUAACUUUUUGUCACAAGGGUUGGCCUUGCUCACGAUCAGUUCCAAUGCCUGUUGAGUGGUUAGCCUCCUUUGCAUUUUGUUUCUUGUCAACAAAAUAGGUGAAGCAGUCGCCUAUUUAUCCUCCACAGCACUAAAGGCUGCAUGCAAAUUUCUGUAGCUGUUGCUCAGGAUGGCCCUGCAAAAAAUGCAGCUGGGGGAUGGGCAGACACUCUCAGGAGCAGCUUACACUCAGUCAUUUUGAGCCAACUCAUCCCCAACUUUUGAACAAGUUGAUUUACAGUUUUUUUUUUCAAUUAGUUUGGCUCAUUUCUCGAAACUGAGAUGACAUUCUCAAAAUUCAAGGUGUAUUUGGCAAAAUCCUCUAUAUGGUUUAGCGAAGCACCAUGGAACAGCAGCAAAAUGCCAUAUCUCUACCAAAACAGUGAAAACUUCUCUUAUGUUUUCAUGUCUCAUGUUUCUAGUCCUCUCACAUUUGGCAAAAUAACCUGGAUAAUGCGGCACAACAUCAUGUGACUUUUGUGUGAAUUCAUCUCUCCUCCCCCCUGCUGAUUCCUCUGGCAAUGGCUACAUUUACAAAUGAAGGGAUGCUAAUUGGAGCUAUCAGUCAUUCGUGUGGACUAAGGGUCUUUUGACCCUGUUUCAGGACUUCAGGGGGGAUGUUGAAAUUCUUGGGACUUCUAGUGUUAAAAAAUUAAAUGCGGAUUUCUGGAGCUCAGGUCAGAACCGACCACCAGAAGAGAUGUGUGGCUCAGUGGGCCAGUCAAGCUAGUUUUUGGGUUAAAAUCGGAUCAGAACCACCGCCUGGACCACCAGGAGAGGAUGCGCAGCUUUUAAAAAUACCAACUCGACUGGCUCUCUGGUGUUUGGGUGGGAUCCAGCACACAGGAGUGUGAGCUGGACAGGAAUAAUGGUCCCUCUCUUCCACAGCACCAGCAUCACAGCAAGCUCUGCCACUGUUGAAGCCCUGUUCAAAAAUGUGAAACGUGGGAUUUUCCAACAUGACAACCUGCCUGUUAGAGUUGAUCGCUUCAUUGCUCGUCAUCUUUUCUUCAUGGAGGGAAAUAUGCGGAUUUGUUCUGCAAAAGAACAAAAUAAAGAUGAGGCUACAAUGAGCCCAGUGACAGCAACAGAAGACAAUCCCUCCUCCAGGACUACCCACAGAGCAGAAGACAAGAUAAAAAUGGAAACUCAACAUUUGGUGGAAUCUGGUUGUGCCACAAGCAUUCCUACAACAGAUGAAGAUGAGGUAGAAAACUGGAGGGAUCUCGCAGUUCCUCCCAAAAAAUGGAAGAGGACUUCCUACCUCUCCCCUUGUCCUGAAUGGCUCCAUGCAGAUCCAUCUUUUACUGCCAAAAGAGUGAAGGUGGGAUUAUUAAAAAAGGGAAACCUAAACUAGCCUGUAAGGCUUGGGGCAUCAACCAUCUCUGUGCUGAAUACCUGUGCAUUUGAUGCAUUCGGUCAGUGCUUCUGUUGUGCUUUCUGUGAAAGCUCUGCAUUUCAAAAUGCUGUUGGGAAAGACCAACCAACUCCCCCAUCAACUGAUGUCUUCCUCCUCAGAGCUGAGGACAAUACUGGGACAUGUGGCUGACAUGUCUCUGUCUUUGUCUCUUCUCAGAGGAACAGAAACUUGUUAGCAGAAGAGUUAAUUUCUAGUUAUGUAGAUUAAGAACGCUACAACUGAGUGGGCCAGAUUAACGGCAGGCCACCUGGAAGUUUCCCGGUUCUCUUGAUUACCAGUUCAUUUAAGGAACUAAUGUUGUUGUAUUCCUAACCCAAACCUCAACUAAAACUUAAUUCACCCCUAGGGUUUUAUUAUUUUUACUGUGAUGAUCUGUCACAUUUCUUCUUCGGGCUCUUGGAGAGUACAGAGACUUUUUCCUUCUCUCCUCCCUAUCUUAUCCCAAGGCUCUUUGUCUGUCUUUGGGUGUAUGGCACUUCUGCAUUCUUUCUGGAAACUGGAAAUUAUUAAAAUGGACCUGGUCAGUUGGUCUCUCAAUGCAAUUGACAACAUUUUUUCAGUGAUGAGAACAGGAGUUGCCCCUCUGGGACAGAGCCAGCUGGGCAUAUCAUGGACUCCUGGAAACAGUGGAACCUGAUCUGCCUCUCUCAACUGUCUGUAGAGAAUUCUGAAGACGUCUGGAUAUUCGUGGUGUUGGUGUCAGGUUUCGUGCUGUUCGGUCUGAGCGGUUACCUGGCUUACCGGAACAUUAAUGAGCUGUCGAGGAAUAUUGGCUCAAUCCCGGAGCUCGGGGAUGGAUUGCGCCGUGCUGUGAACGCACACACUCAUAUAAAUGUCGAGAUGAGUCGUAAGCUUGGAACUUUGGCUGAGCUUCAGACUCUGGCACAGAAGGUUGAUGCUAUCAAGGAUAGAGUUGACGGAUCAGCACGGAUUGGGAUAGAUUAAUCUACGCCAUUAUUGGAUUCAGAGGGGUUGGAGAUCAACAGAACUUUAAGACAGAGAGGAAAUUAUCUCUGUCUGGCCCCAAAACAAGUUCUUAUCUGAAUCUGGUGCCCUUGAGCCUGUGAGGCUGAAGAGAUUACUCCCCCUCAGAAGAAAUGUGGAAUGCUGCAGUCUUCAUGGUAACUCUGUCUCCCUAUCCCAGCCUGGGCGGGACUGCGACCGGUGAAGGCCGUUGAACCGUUUCCAGGAGUCACUGUGCUUUCUAAACCCAACAACCUCCUUCCCCUGUCCAAAUGGAGUUGACGGGCGCUGCUUAUCGUGGCUGCAUGCACUGAUGUGAGGAGAGUCCCCAACCCCACCUAGUGGACACUUAUGUUGUGUAAUGUCUGAAGUCUGUUGCAUUUCUGUCUGAGGUGUUUUUUUGCAUAGCAAAGCUGCCCUCCCUGUGGAGGAUAACUCUGAAGUGCCUUUUUUUCCUCCACCUGAACCAAUCCUCAUGUAAACCCUCUGAUCUCUAUUAAGGUAGCGCGACUCGGGUUGUGAAUGACCACAGUCACCAGUUCUUGUCAUGUGUCUAUGCAGGCACGUGCAGGGGGUGGGGGGAGGGUGCUUGAGGCCCUGCCCCUUUUGUCCCAUGUGCCCAAAGUGCCCUUUUUGAGGUUUAGUGAUUUUUUUAUAUUUAUUUUUUAAAAUUUUUUUUAAAAAAUUUAAAGAAUUUUCUGUUUGUGCCCCCUCAAGAAUAACAAAAAUAAUAAUUAAUAAAAUUUCUGUUUAAUAAUGUUAUAUAGCUGGUGUGAGUCACGUGACCAUACCGUCACGUGACCAUUCCGUCUCUUCCUUACGCCAGAGCGCACAGCCGGUCACAACAAGCUGCAAGCACCCACAUUUUCUUCAUGGCCGAGCGAGUGGUGCAGAGCUUUUAGGACAUACAUAUUGAUUGGGAGAAACGGACUAACACCGACAUGCCUCGUAAGGAGAGGAGGCGGAAGCAGCGACAGAACGAGCUACAUGAGGCAGCUAAAGGCAGUGGGUCCCUCACCAGCUGGGUAAAAUAAAGAGUACAGUCUGAGAUCAACACAGCCUUGCCCUCCAGCAUCAGCAGCAGCAGCAAGAGGAGCAACCCUGUGUAGAGAAAUAGAGUGAUGUAACGAUCUAGAGUUGUAUUUUAUUAUACUGUUUUCAACAGGUGGUUCUGGUUAAAUAAGAAGCUUCAGAAGAACUGAGUGCUCGUGUCAACCACCAGCGCUUAGAUUUCCUCCACAAAAAGGAGGAACAGGAGAAACUCUGGUCUAAUAUGGAGGGAGAGCAACUCCAUUUGAAUAAGGAGACUGAUGCUGCCAGGUUUCAAUCCCUUAGCCAUAAAACACAUUUAAACAAACACACGAGAGUCCACACAAUACAGAAAAAUUUUGCCUGUGAGCACUGUGGACAAAGAUUUCAACUAAAGACUAAUUUCAACAGACACAUGAGUGUCCACACAGGACAGAAGACUUUUGCUUGUGAGCUCUGCGGAAAUGUUUUUAGCCAAAAGUCAACUUUAAACGUUCACAUGAGAGUCCACACAGGACAGAAGCCUUUUCCGUGUGACCUCUGUGGAAGAAGAUUUAGCCAAAAGUCAACUUUAAACAAGCACAUGAGAGUCCACACAGGACAGAAGACUUUUGCUUGUGAGCUCUGCGGAAAUGUUUUUAGCCAAAAGUCAACUUUAAACAGUCACAUGAGAGUCCACACAGGACAAAAGCCUUUUCCGUGUGACCUCUGUGGAAGAAGAUUUAGCCAAAAGUCAACUUUAAACAGUCACAUGAGAGUCCACACAGGACAGAAGCCUUGUCUGUGUGACCUCUGUGGAAAAAGAUUUAGCCUGAAGUCAACUUUAAACCGUCACAUGAGAGUCCACACAAGACAGAAGCCUUUUGUCUGUGAGCUCUGCGGAAAAACAUUUAGCAGAAAGUCAACUUUAAACAGUCACAUGAGAGUCCACACAGGACAGAAGCCUUUCGCCUGUGAGCUCUGUGGAAAAAGAUUUAGCCAAAAGUCAACUUUAAACAUUCACAUGAGAGUCCACACAGGACAGAAGCCUUUUGCCUGUGAGCUCUGUGAAAAGAGAUUUAGCCUAAAUUCCCAUUUAAAUAGUCACAUGAGUGUCCACACAGGACAGAAGCCUUUUGUUUGUGAGCUCUGUGGAAAGAGAUUUAGCCUAAAUGCCCAUUUAAAUUGUCACAUGAGUAUCCACACAGGACAGAAGCCUUUUGCAUGUGAGCUCUGUGAAAAGAGAUUUAUCCAAAAGUCAAAUUUAAACAGUCACAUGAGAGUCCACAUAGAACAGAAACCUUUUCUGUGUGACCUCUGUGGAAAAAGAUUUAGCCUGAAGUCAACUUUAAACAGUCACAUGAGAGUCCACAUAGGACAGAAGCCUUUCGCCUGUGAGCUCUGUGGAAAAAGAUUUAGCCGAAAGUCACAUUUAAACAGUCACAUGAGAGUCCACACAGGACAGAAACCUUUUCUGUGUGACCUCUGUGGAAAAAGAUUUAGCCUGAAGUCAACUUUAAACAGUCACAUGAGAGUCCACACAGGACAGAAGCCUUUUUCGUGUGACCUCUGUGGAAAAAGAUUUAGCCAAAAGUCAACUUUAAACACUCACAUGAGAGUCCACACAGGACAGAAGCCUUUCGCCUGUGAGCUCUGUGAAAAGAGAUUUAGCCGAAUGCCAACUUUAAAAAGUCACAUGAGAGUCCACACAGGAUAGAAGCCUGUGGGGAAAAAAAUUGGCCACAAGACAGCUUUAAAUAAUCACAUGAGUUAGGGGUUGGCAAUAUAAACGAUAUAAGGUAGAAACAAUAUAAAAUUGGGUAAUGAUAAGUUUUUGGCUCUACCGCGAUAUCACGAUAACACAUGAUGUCACUAAGAUGUGCACUCGCGCCGACAUUGAAACAACAGAAUUGCAGUGACUGCAAUCAUGUAGCGGGAGGAGGAGGAGCAUUCUACACUUUUUGGAUGUCUUUAAAGUUAAAGUCCCUUUAGUUGUCACACACACAGGUGUGUGUGCGAAAUUUGUUCUCCGCAUUUGACCCAUCCCCUGGGGGAGCAGUGAGCUGCAGACACAGCUGCGCUCGGGAAAUAUUUGGUGGUUUAACCCCCCAAUCCAACCCCUUAAUGCUGAGUGUCAAGCAGGGAGGCAUUGGGUCCCAUUUUUUCAAAGUCUUUGGUAUGACCCGACCAGGAAUCGAACCCCUGAUCUCCCAGUCUCAGGGCGGACACUCUACCACUAGGCCUCUGAGAAAGGUUAGGGUUAGGGUUUAUUCUGCUGCAAUAUAUUUUCCAUAAGAGGAUUUUUUUAAAGCAUGUCAUUCUGACAUAUAUAAACAAAGGAAAAAAUAUAUCGCAGUUUAUAUCGUAAUCGCACAUGCUUCAGAUAUAUCGCAAUAUAGAUUUGAGGCCAUAUCGCCAGCCCUAACAUGAGUGUCCACAAAUGACAGAAGCCUUUUGCUUGUGAGCUCUGUAGACAAAGAUUUAGCCAAAAGAAAACUUUAAACAAUCAUCUAAGCAUCCACUAGGGCUGAAUGAUCUAUUGCAGGGGUCUCCAACCUUUUUUGGCCUGUGAGCUACUUUUACACAAUGAAAGUACAGCAGAGUUACUGCCAUAUGAUUUAUUUACAUUGAUGUGUGAAUGUGCUUAUGUUAAACAUGCUAUACUUACUAUAUUAACGUGCAUUGUAUUCACAAGUUGAUUUCUCUGUAUUUCAGUACAUCAGUAUAUAUUUUUAAGUAUAAGUAAACUAGUGACAUUCUGAAAACCAAAUUAAACCAAAUCAAAUACUUUCAGAUAAUGAGUAACAAAUCUACCGGUACUUCAUGUGAAUGUUUUGGUAAUUUUUUUUAGAAGGUUGGUAACAACUUUUUGAGCACACAGGAACCGCUAACCUGUAAAGCUGAUGAUAUUUGAUAUAAAAUACAAGCUAAAUUUGAUGAAAACACAAAAUUGUAAAUAGUCUGAAUUGAAGUAAAACAUGUAAAAUCACAA
Messenger RNA from Nothobranchius furzeri (turquoise killifish), 6615 nucleotides. Its product is annotated as zinc finger protein 235-like. NCBI's taxonomy places the organism in Eukaryota, Metazoa, Chordata, Actinopteri, Cyprinodontiformes, Nothobranchiidae. The record is from RefSeq and is a predicted model, not a curated record. Gene Ontology annotation, cellular component: transcription regulator complex; chromatin; PcG protein complex. Gene Ontology annotation, biological process: regulation of transcription by RNA polymerase II. Gene Ontology annotation, molecular function: DNA-binding transcription factor activity, RNA polymerase II-specific; RNA polymerase II cis-regulatory region sequence-specific DNA binding.